UCUCGCUCGCGCUCCCUCACUCUCCGCGUGAAACAAAGUCGUGUCCGCGAGAGCCCGUAGGAAAGCGAAAAGAGAGAAACCGGAGAGGAGAGAAUGGGGCGACUGACUUCACAACAACAGAAGGAAUAAUAUAACGAAAAAAGACAAGAACACACGAGACGGAGGUGAAGACGGAGGAGAAAAAAACUUUUACUGGGGGGAGAGAAACUGUUACGGACUGAACAGACGGCCACGUUUUAAACAUGGAUACACUUUUCUCUGUACUCCCGGGACUCCUGUUUCUCCUCGCGACCGGUGGAAAGGUCUCCGGUCAGAUACCGACAGCUCACAUGGGGCGCUCUGAGAAGGGAAGCUGUACGUUUGAAGAGGGCUUCAGUCAGUGUGACUAUCAACAAGAUCCCUAUGAUGACUUCGACUGGACGCACACCCAGGAGGUGCCAUACAUUUCACCAGACCUACCACAAGGUUCCUACAUGUAUGUGGACGUGUCCCAGUACGAUGUUGGGGAGAAGGCCAGAUUCCAGCUGCCUGUCAUGAAGGAGAAUGACACUCAUUGUAUUGACUUCAACUAUCUGCUCACCAGCCCAGACGGCUCCAGUCCAGGCACCCUGAACGUCCUGGUGAAGGUAAACAAAGGUCCUCUGGCCAACCCUAUCUGGAACGUGACAUCCUACACUGGUAAAGACUGGCUGAGAGCAGAACUGGCCGUCUCCACCUUUUGGCCCAAUGAGUACCAGGUCAUAUUUGAAGCCGAGGUCUCGGACAGCAAAGCUGGCUUCAUCGCCAUCGACGACAUUCAGGUGCUCAGCUACCCAUGCGAUAAAUCCCCUCAUUUCCUGCGCCUGGGAGACGUGGAGGUCAACGCAGGACAGAAUGCCACAUUUCAGUGCAUCGCUACAGGACGAGACACGACCAACAACAAACUCUGGCUGCAGAGGAGAAAUGGAGAAGAUAUUCCUGUAGCUCUGACCAAAAACAUCAACCACAGACGGUUCGCCGCCUCUUUCCACCUCAAGGAAGUGACCAAUCAGGAUCAAGAUCUGUACCGGUGCGUCACCCAAUCAGAGCGCGGCUCCGGGGUGUCUAACUUUGCUGGUCUCAUCGUCAGAGAGCCUCCGCACCCCAUCGCCCCGCCCCAGCUGCUCGGCGUCGGCCCCACGUAUCUGCUGAUUCAGCUGAAUGCGAACUCCAUAUUUGGAGAUGGACCUAUUAUACUGAAAGAGGUUGAGUACCGCAUGACAUCAGGCAGCUGGACUGAGACUCACGCUGUGAACUCUCCAAACUAUAAGUUAUGGCAUCUCGACCCAGAUACAGAGUACGAGAUCAGAGUGCUGCUGACCCGACCAGGAGAGGGAGGGACGGGGAAACCUGGACCACCACUCAUUACCAGGACCAAAUGUGCAGAACCGAUGCGGACUCCAAAGAGGCUGAAGAUCGCAGAGACCAGAUCUCGUCUGAUAGCGGUGGACUGGGAAUCUUUGGGUUACAACAUCACUCGCUGUCACACCUUUAAUGUCACCAUCUGCUACCAUUACAUGACCGCCAACAACCGCAGCAAAGCAGACUGCUUGGACAUGGACCCUAAAGCACCACGCCACCUGGUUGGAAACCUGCCGCCCUACACCAACGUCAGUCUGAAGAUGAUUCUGACCAAUCCUGAGGGACGGAAAGAGAGUGACGAGACCGUCAUACAAACUGAUGAAGAUGUUCCAGGCUACGUUCCCAGUCAGUCGCUGAGAGCCACUCCAUUUGAAGACAGGAUCCUUCUUUACUGGAAGGAACCCACCGAACCAAAUGGGAUCAUCAUACAGUAUGAGAUCGGCUACAGCGGCCUGCGUUCAUAUGACCCUUCAGUGCCUCUUCAACGACCAGGACUCACUGUGUCUCUGCCCUCCAAUGCCACCCAUCAUCUGUUCUCAACGCUUCACCCGGGGGUCACGUAUCAGCUCUCUAUACGAGCAUCAACCUCCAAAGGGUUCGGUCCUGCAACAACGCUCAAUGUGACAACGAAUAUCUCAGCCCCGACUAUAGAUGAGUAUGACGGGUCAGAGGCCUUCCUGAAUGAAACUGCAACAACCAUCACCGUCCUCUUGAAACCUGCUCAGGCCAAGGGAGCACCAAUAAGUGCAUACCAGAUCGUAGUGGAAGAAGUAAAUCCUCAGCGGACCCGUCGACAAGCUUCAUCUGACUGUUAUGAGGUUCCGGUUACCUACCACAGUGCAUCGAGCGGUGGAUCUCCAUAUUAUUACGCCGCCCAGCUGUCCCCCAGCAACCUGCCUGAGCCGCUCCCCUUCACCGUGGGAGACAACAAGACGUAUCAGGGUUUCUGGAAUCCUCCGCUGGCACCAAGGAAGAAUUACAACAUCUACCUACAAGCUGUUAGCAGCACAGAGAGGGAAACUAAGACUCAGUGUCUGAGGCUGGCCACUAAAGGUGCAACAGAGGAGCCUGAAGUCAUCCCUGACCCCGCCAAACAGACGGAUCGGGUUGUGAAGAUCGCUGGGAUCAGCGCUGGUGUCCUCGUCUUUAUACUGUUGGUGCUGGUAGCCAUCCUAUUGGUCAAGAAGAGGAGGACCUACUAUUCAUACUCUUAUUACCUGAAACUGGCUAAAAAACGUAAAGACGCCAUCGGAACCACACGACAGGAGAUGACUCACAUGGUGAACGCUAUGGAUCGCAGCUAUGCUGACCAGAGCGCUCUGCACGGAGAGGAUCCCAUGGCUGUGACUUUCAUGGACUCUCACAACUACAACAACAGAUAUGAGAACCACAGUGCCUCUGCAGCGGAGAACAGCCGGCUCCUGGAUGUUCCUCGGUAUCACUGUGAAGGAACCGAAUCUCCUUAUCAGACAGGACAGCUGCACCCGGCCAUCAGGGUGGCCGACCUCCUGCAGCACAUCAACCUCAUGAAAACAUCAGACAGCUACGGCUUUAAGGAGGAGUACGAAAGCUUGUUUGAGGGCCAGUCGGCCUCCUGGGACGUUGCCAAGAAGGAGCAGAACCGUACGAAGAACCGCUAUGGAAACAUUAUAGCAUAUGACCACUCAAGGGUUAUUCUUCAGCCCAUAGAAGACGACCCCUCCUCAGACUACAUCAACGCCAACUACAUCGAUGGCUAUCAGAGACCAAGCCACUACAUCGCCACUCAGGGUCCUGUUCACGAGACAGUGUAUGACUUCUGGCGCAUGGUCUGGCAGGAACAGUCGGCCUGCAUUGUCAUGGUGACCAAUCUGGUGGAGGUUGGAAGGGUGAAAUGCUACAAGUACUGGCCAGAUGAUGCAGAGGUGUAUGGAGACUUUAAGGUCACCUUUGUGGAGGUUGAACCUCUGGCUGAAUACGUGGUCCGCACAUUUACUCUGGAGAGGCGUGGAUUCAACGAGGUGCGUGAAGUCAAGCAGUUCCACUUCACAGGAUGGCCUGAUCACGGAGUUCCAUAUCACGCCACGGGACUACUUUCCUUCAUCCGCAGAGUUAAGAUCUCCAAUCCUCCCUCUGCUGGACCAAUCGUGGUUCACUGCAGUGCUGGAGCAGGGCGCACAGGCUGUUUCAUCGUCAUUGACAUCAUGUUGGACAUGGCGGAAAGAGAAGGCGUGGUGGACAUCUACAACUGUGUGAAAGCUCUCCGCUCCAGGAGGAUCAACAUGGUACAGACUGAGGAGCAGUACAUAUUCAUCCAUGAUGCCAUACUAGAGGCUUGUCUAUGUGGAGAAACAGCCAUACCAGUCUGCGAGUUCAAAGCUGCGUAUUAUGAGCUGAUCCGCAUCGACUCGCAGACCAACUCGUCACAUUUGAAGGACGAGUUCCAGACGUUAAACUCGGUGACUCCUCAGCCUCAGCCUGAAGACUGCAGCAUCGCAUUGUUGCCUAGAAACCAAGAUAAGAACCGCUUUGUGGACGGCCUUCCUCCCGAUAGAUGCCUACCCUUCCUCAUCACAAUAGACGGAGAGAGCAGCAACUACAUCAACGCUGCUCUGAUGGAUAGCUACAGACAGCCUGCUGCGUUCAUCGUUACCCAGCAUCCUUUGCCAAACACGGUCAAAGACUUCUGGCGUCUGGUGUACGACUAUGGAUGUACCAGUUUGGUGAUGCUGAAUGAGAUUGACCUCGCUCAAGGUUGUCCUCAGUACUGGCCAGAGGAGGGUAUGCUGCGUUACGGUCCGGUCCAGGUGGAAUGUAUGUCCUGCUCCAUGGACUGCGAUGUCAUCAGCAGACUCUUCAGAGUCUGCAACCUCACCAGGCCUCAGGAGGGCUACCUGAUGGUUCGUCAGUUCCAGUAUCUGGGGUGGGCGGGACACAGAGAAGUCCCCGCCUCCAAGCGUUCCUUCCUCAAACUGAUCCUGCAGGUGGACCAAUGGCAGCGCGAGGGAGAGGAGGGCGAGGGAAGAACCAUCGUGCACUGCCUAAACGGAGGCGGGCGCAGUGGAGUUCUGUGUGCCAGCAGCAUUGUGUGUGAGAUGGCAAAGAGGCAGAGUGUGGUUGACGUCUUCCACGCCGUGAAGACGUUGAGGAACAGCAAACCCAACAUGGUGGACACUCCGGAGCAGUACCGGUUCUGCUACGACCUGGCGCUGGAGUUCAUUGAGUCCUCCUAAAUACAGGAGCGAGGAAGAGGAGGUGAAGAGGAGCAGAACAUCCUCUCACACUCUAUGUCUUUGAUCCUUUGCUUUGCUUGAUCCCAGCUCCCCUGGGUGGUCGCCGUUCUGUAGCACCCAUUUUGCGUCCCUACAAAUGGCACGAGUGGCUCCUCGCACAGCGCUGUUUAAACCUCCAAACAAAGGGAAGAGCUCAGACUUUCAGCAGAAGGAGCUGUGAGAGAAUAACAGAGGGGAGGAGGAGGUGAUGUUAUUCUUUCUUCUCCUUCACGCUUAUUGUACAGCUUUUUGAGUGCCAGCGGACCCCCUGUAUGUUUCAGGCCUCUGUUUCAAUGUUCAGACCCCUCACACGGACUCGAUGCCUCAUGCUGUCUCAGCUGCAGUACUCAGUACGCCCUGUAGAUGUCUCUCUCUCCCAGUGAAAGCUGCAACAACAGCUGCAAGUUUUCAGCCGCCACACAUUCCUGCUCAUAUGCUAAUUUCUCAUCAUGCUAAUGCUAAAACCCUGGCUAUACACUUACCGCCAGGCCGAACUCUGAAUGCUUGUUUCUCCUCCAUACACCUGUCUUUAUAUUCCUUUUUGCUCCUUCAGUCAGAAUCAUGUAUUUCAGUACUAACUUAAAGCCACUUUGAAGCUGUGUCACUUCAGCUCCAUGCAGACCGUCAGUAAAAGAAUCAAAAGAUAUAAAGUAGUGUUUCAAACUAAGGCUGCCAAUGAAACAGAGCGUUUACACAGGGAGGGUUAGCCUUUUGACUUUAUCAUGAAGUGGCGACUUGAAAAAUAGAGUAGUAUUUUCACCAAAAUGUGUAAAAAAAAUAAAAAGUGUUAUGUAUCAUUGUUUCAUGUCUCUGCGCUCAGUGUGAGCAGCAGUGUUGUUUUUUCAUUGUUUUUGUUUUUACAUCAUUUACUGAUCUACUGGAUAGAAGUUUUGAAGUCUUCUUGUGUUUGCCCAAACUUGAACAUGUGUGUUCAACCAUGUGACAUUUAGCGUAAUCAUGUUUGUGUUCAGGGCUGGGCCCAAUGCACUUUCAAUUCAGCCAACUCACAAACGAGAUGUUUCAGUUCAGAAGUCAGAUAUGAACAGAUCGGGAGGGAUGGGUGGGGAACGAUUGCCUUUACGAAACGACUGAGAUUUAAUGAUAUGCUUUGAUUCUAGUUUCCAUCUCUGCUUUGUAAAGAAUUGGAGGUGGACUGACCCCAGGCCUCGUUGUUUUGUGCACUGAUGGCCGACACUUUUCCUUUCCCUUCUUUAUUUUUAUAUUAUUUUGUAGCCUCCGAUGUUUAUUCAUAAGCCAAAGACUUUGUGUAAAUAUGUCUAUAUGGAUAAAGCACAUUGUUUGUAUUUAUUGUUUGUUUACUUGCAUUGCUUGUAAGAACAAUCAUUCUUCAUUCCAUGUUUACUCUACCGCCAGCGUUUCUUAAACUGCAGGUCGGGGACGCAAAAUGGGCGGCGGCGGCGGCACUGUUCCCUUCUGGAGAGUAUUUUGAGAUGUAAUGAGCCCAUAAUGGGUCCCGAGGUCAAAGGCGGCUGCAUCUGCUCUUUUUGUGUCCAUGAAGAAGAGUUUAAGAAGCCCUGAGAGAAGCUGUAUAUUAAAGCAUAAGAAGUAGAUUUUUCAGUAUUUAGGUGCAGUAGUAUUGUCUUGUUUUCACUUAAUGAAACUCUCUGUGAUGUUCUAGCGUGGUUUCUUUGUGUAAAGCCUCAUCGCUCUGUUUGUGGUCAGUAGAACUUCAGUGCGUUUACAUGCACAGAGUAUUCUGGAUAAUAGCUCCUAUCCCUCUUAACGUCUUAGUUUGGGAUAAGCUGUUUAUCUUCAUCCUCAUAUCCUGCUCACCAUUAUCCCUGAAUACACACACACACAUGGACUCAGUGAUGCAAACAGGCUUAGUGGGUGACACAUGCAGGACUGUGAGACAAAAAAAAAAACAUUUAUUGUGCCUAAUCAUUUUAUUCCU
Notolabrus celidotus (New Zealand spotty) is the source of this 6546-nucleotide messenger RNA. It is a transcript of the gene ptprk, whose product is annotated as protein tyrosine phosphatase receptor type K. Gene Ontology annotation, biological process: protein dephosphorylation. The coding region runs from base 243 to 4592 and encodes 1449 amino acids. Gene Ontology annotation, cellular component: membrane. The transcript is spliced from 38 exons. Gene Ontology annotation, molecular function: protein tyrosine phosphatase activity; protein binding. The record is from RefSeq and is a predicted model, not a curated record. NCBI's taxonomy places the organism in Eukaryota, Metazoa, Chordata, Actinopteri, Labriformes, Labridae.